AAAAAUCAGAAUUUGGAAGAUUUUUUUGAAAAAUUAGAAAAGAAAUUCGGUAUUCCAAUUAUCGUUUUUGAAAUUUUUGAAUGUAAAAUGAAAAUAUCAGCUUCUCCUAUACGAAAAUAACAGAAUUUAUCUAUCAUGGCAGCUGGACCUAUUGCAGAGCGAAAUCAAGAUGCUACGAUAUAUGUCGGUGGUCUUGAUGACAAAGUUUCGGAUACCCUACUGUGGGAAUUAUUCGUACAAGCCGGACCAGUCGUUAACGUGCAUAUGCCUAAAGAUCGAGUCACUCAGUCGCAUCAAGGCUACGGAUUCGUUGAAUUUCUCGGAGAAGACGACGCCGAUUAUGCUAUUAAAAUUAUGAACAUGAUUAAGUUAUACGGGAAACCAAUUCGAGUCAAUAAAGCAUCAGCGCAUCAGAAGAAUUUAGACGUCGGUGCCAACGUUUUUAUCGGUAAUUUAGAUCCGGAAGUGGAUGAGAAAUUAUUAUACGACACGUUUUCAGCUUUCGGUGUGAUAUUACAAACUCCCAAGAUCAUGAGAGAUCCGGAAACCGGUAACUCGAAAGGAUUCGCAUUCAUAAACUACGCUAGUUUCGAAGCAUCCGAUGCUGCGAUAGACGCGAUGAACGGCCAACAUCUGUGUAAUCGUCCAGUCUCCGUAUCCUACGCUUAUAAAAAAGAUGUCAAAGGUGAACGUCACGGAUCAGCCGCCGAACGUUUGUUAGCCGCUCAAAAUCCGCUAUCUCAAGCCGACCGACCUCAUCAGUUGUUCGCCGAUGCUCCUCCGACAGCGCCUCUUCCAAGCGUCGGUGGUCCUCCACCGAUGGGUAUGAUGGGUAUGCCUCCUCCGCCGUCGGCUAUGAAUCCACCACCUCCUCCUGUACCUCCUCCCGGUAUGCCUCCGCCGUUAAGUAUGCCUCCUCCGCCUCCUUCAAUGAUGAAACCACCGAUGGGUCCACCGGGUGCUAUGCCUAUGGGUCCAGGUGGACCACCGCCGCCUAGAAUGAUGCCACCAGCACCUUGGCAACAAACUGGCCAGUAUAUGCAUCAAAUGCCCGCUCCACCGGGUCAUCAUCCGCCUCCGCCUCCUCCUCCGCCUCAAUUUGGUGCACCUUAUGCGACGAACCAAGCUAAUCAGUUUCCACCGAAUUGGAGACCGCCACCUCCACCGCCUCAGUUUGCUGCUCCGUACGCUGCUCAGGGACAAGCAUUUCCACCCAAUUGGGGACCUCCUCCUCCACCACCUCCUCCUUCGGCUGGGCAAUACGUUCCACCACCGUAUCCUCAAGCUGCUCCUGCCGGAACCGCUCCGCAGAAUUAAGUCAGAAUGUCGUAUUUUCGAUCUAAGUUAUUUUAUUUAUAAUUAAUAAUACAUAAGUUUUGGUGUUUUUUUUUUUUUCUAUUUAUUCGUUGUAAUGAAUCUUUUCACAAAGUGUUUGUUUUUUAUAACGAGUCAUCGGUUGACGAAUGAUGAAAUGUGUUUUGAGUAAAUACGUUUAUAAUUUUAUUU
This is a messenger RNA of Planococcus citri (citrus mealybug), 1506 nucleotides long. It is a transcript of the gene Spx, whose product is annotated as Spliceosomal protein on the X. Bases 136 to 1317 code for a protein of 393 amino acids. The transcript has 7 exons. The record is from RefSeq and is a predicted model, not a curated record. Gene Ontology annotation, cellular component: U2 snRNP; nucleolus; U12-type spliceosomal complex. Gene Ontology annotation, molecular function: RNA binding. Lineage: Eukaryota; Metazoa; Arthropoda; Insecta; Hemiptera; Pseudococcidae. Gene Ontology annotation, biological process: positive regulation of mRNA splicing, via spliceosome.